AUGGCGUUGAGGCUCCCAUACCAGGUUGAAAUGUUUUUGCCAUCUCUAAUUCACCAGAAAUCACAAAUGUCUACAAUGUGACUUUUUAGUUAGGUUAAGAAUUCAGUAAAGCUUGUAUUUACGCUGGUGUAUAAUUCGUUUGUGAUACUAUGUUAAGAGACAUUGAGCACGUAAAAUAUACUUUUUUGUAGGUAAAGAAAGUCGCCGAUUCUCUUCAUCUUGAGAAUUCUCCAGAGUUUGGUGAAGAAUGGUACCAAUUCUUAUGCGAGGUAUGUUCUACAUGAUUACAUUUCACUUCGGUCAGUGUACAAAGGAAUAUAUUUUGUCUUAUUAAAACAAAAACAUGCUGUCAAACAGAUACAGUGGGAUAUUCACGUGCUUUUUCUUACGAAUGUUUUUUCGAGGCGACACAGUUUCUUAAAUAGUGAACCAGUUGCAUGUUUUGUUUUUUGAACAAUCCUUUAACAAGCAGAUCAUUUUAAACUUUGUCUGAAAUAACAGGAAGUUUCCUCAGCUUUGAACGUCUAUAUUUUUUUUGCAUUUCAGUAUCUUUUAAUCCAGCAAACGCCAUUUGUCCGACGACAAGUUAGAAAGGUAUUGCUUCUCUUUUGUUCUGCUGUAAACUGUAUUGUUCUGUGUGGACAUCGACUUACAGUAAUGUUGUUUGUUUGAUUGUUUGAUUUGGCAUGAUGAUGUUGUUGUUUGUUUGUCUGUUUUGUUUUUUAUUUUCAUCUAGAGCCUUCUUCUAAACUAUCCUCUUCUCUUUAACUGAUUUCACUUAUUUCGAGAUUUUCCAACUUUUUUGCUCUUUUGUAAUAUUUCAUAGUUUCGUUGACCUCGAUCGAAUGCUCCUCUUAGGCCUUCCUCGAACUUGCUAAAGAGUGGUUUUCCGCGAGCUUUGCAAAUUACGUGGCUGUGGUAGUGUUUUCCUUAGUACCUAAAACACGCGCGAGUUUUCUCUCGUUGUCCCUUCAUUAUCCAUUUCACGCUGAGAUAAAAUAUCGUUGAAAAUUGCAAAAUCUGCGAUUUCACGCAAUAUUUGUAGUUUUCUUGAAGGCCUCCAUCGAACUUUAUGUCCCUUUUUUCUUCCUCUACAAGCCUGUGAAUUUUUGCAGUUUUUGUAGUUGUUGACUUUAUUUUUUUUUCUUCCUUUUUUUUCCUGUUCUUAUGUAGCUGUUACUUUUCCUAUGUGGAUCAAAAGAGAGCUAUCGCCGACUGCGAGACCUUCAUGCUCUCAAGUCUCACAUGAAGGCGGUCAGGUAAACAGUACACUUAUUUAUUAAAUUACAGUAAAAAAACCCGCGUCUAAGAACCUACUUUUUUGAACUAUGGCAAAAUAAGUUAUUGUAUUUUGAGGUACUUAUUGGCAAUUUAGGCGAAGUCGGCUCCUAAUUAGGCUCUUAAUUUCCCUAACGAAACUGAUUACAGAAUUUACAUACAGUUUGGUACCAUAUGUUCUUGUUAUUCUUAAAUUUACAAUCUCAAAGUUACAUUCCUUGGUUAAAUUGUUGAUCAUAAUUUAACUGUAACCCACAUAUAAGAACCGGCUUGAUCUUGCUUGGCUAAACAGCUUCUUGUAUAUUUGGGUAUCAAAGUGGCAACGUUCUGCCAGGAGGUUCUUAUAAGCGGGUUUUCACUGUAUUUAAACCAUUCUCUUCUAUUAAUUUACACAUGAAUCUCGCUGUCGGUCAUUCUCUGAUAACCUACAUUGUAUCGGGGCCUACUGUAAAAUUGGCUGAACUCGAAGACUGUGUGCAUUCAGUUUACAUCUGAAGGGUGCGGUGUUGCCCUUUGUCAUUUCCUAUAGAUGUAGUGGGGAUAACUUGCUAAAAUAUAUAGCAAAUUCCUUUUAUUUGAUCAUGUUGUACGUGUUUAUUUUCUCGUUUUAUUUUCUCAUUGAUAUGCCAAUGAGAAAUUGGAUAGGGUUAAGAUUUUGACAAAUUUUUAUGUGGUUGUUUUAAAUGUCUCUUUUGAGAGGCUUGCCAAAAGAAACAAGGCUUGCCUUUCAAUGUGAAAUUAACGAGUUUACGUAUAUUUUUUCAGGGAACUUAGUGAACAAGGUGGAUUCAGUUAUGAGGUUUCCAAAUUUACACCAAUCAGUCUUCCAUAUGAUACUCUUAUUACUUUGGUAAGUACCGCUGUUAGACACUGUGUUUUAAUUACUAGAUAAUUUAUAAACUCUUAAACGUAUCCAUGAUAUGGAUGCCAAUGACAUCGUUAAGUAAGAGUGGUGAGGCUCACUCUGAUCUGAACUCUCCAGUAUUGACAAUUGAGGGUAUGUGCCUACAGUUGUGGUUUGGACGGGCACUGAAUGUAUAGGCAUUUUUAGGCACCAAUUAAGUAUUGUUUCUGGGAAUUCUUUUGACUGCAUUUGGCGCAACCUUUUUUGGAAACAUUAGUUCGUGCAACAUUAGGGGGGGGGAGAUUUCCAAACAGAGUUGGGGGAUUCGAAAACUGAGAAUGCUACAGGAGCAAUAAAAAAAUCCGAAUCGUGUUACGCAAGUUAAAUACAAAUACAAUAGUAAUUGCAUUUAAGAUAAUUAUUUUGCUUUGGUUCCAGAUUGAACACCUUAAAGCAUGUUCGGAAGUGGCAUCAAGUCGUAUAAGCAACUGGCAAGCAUUCUGUCUUCAGGAAAAAGGUACACACCACUUUUGAUCAUUAAUGAACUUAUGCAAUAAGACAGCAGAGGAAGAAGAAGGCAAACUUUACGUGACAAGCGUGACAAUAAUAACGUUUGAAAAACUUUCUCGCUAAACUUGACCCUCCUUUAAAGAUUUUUUUUUGUAAAGAACGGAACACUUUAAUGAUAAGUGAGGAUUACGAUAAAACACGCUAUUAAUAGUCCUGUCGCGUUUCUCUGACCCAAACGUGUUGCAACGGCUUUAACAGUUUUAUGUGUCGUGUGUUGUUGGAAUCAAUACGUCACGCUUCACUGUAUUGAAGCUCCUAAUGUUUACUGCAGACACGUUGCCAUUCCUGUUGAGGAGCAGCUACUUGUUUGAGGAGGGUGUCACGCCACUGAUGUUACAGCUUCUGGGUUAUGCCAUCUGUGAAAUGAAGUCACAGCCAUCUACCUCACCACAGAAGAGCAGUAAGAAAGACAAGGACAAGGAGAAAGACAAGUCAAAGAGUAAAGACAAGGACAAGGAUAAAGAUAAAGACAANUUGAAGCUCCUAAUGUUUACUGCAGACACGUUGCCAUUCCUGUUGAGGAGCAGCUACUUGUUUGAGGAGGGUGUCACGCCACUGAUGUUACAGCUUCUGGGUUAUGCCAUCUGUGAAAUGAAGUCACAGCCAUCUACCUCACCACAGAAGAGCAGUAAGAAAGACAAGGACAAGGAGAAAGACAAGUCAAAGAGUAAAGACAAGGACAAGGAUAAAGAUAAAGACAAAGAUAAAGACAAAACAGCAGGUAAUAUAGAAAGUCUUGAGGUAUUUUCUUGGCUAAAAUGUCACCGCAUAACCGAAGAGGUGUGGCUUUCACGUAAAAACUCUGCGGAAUGCAAAUAUGUGGGUUCGCUGCUAGCGGAGGCCUCUUUUCGGGGAAAUAUGCGGGUUGUUAUUUUUUUGUUGUUGUUUUAAAGGUCGUGUUGGCCUUGGCCAGCGCUGUAGCUGUGUAACUUGUCCAACAAUGACUUCGCGCAGGUUGUCAAAAUGUCAGUCACUAUCAACAACAGUCCUAUUGAGGAGUACACUCACUCGGAUAAUCAUAUUCAGUCUACUCAUAACACAAUUGCUGAGCUCAAUUAACAUUAUACAUGUAACUUGUUCGCUUACUUAAUUAGAGUUUGUGAAAAUUAGGGACGGAGUAAAGUUGUAUUGACUAUGUCUCAUUUUUCUUACAGGUUCAACUGACAGUGGAAGAAGCGAAGGUAAUUUAGUUGCUAUUGCUUUGUAUUACCGCAUUCCCACUCUUGAUUUGAAUGUUUUGCCAUGAACAUGGCGACAUGAUGUUGCCCAGCUAACAUUGCUGCAUGUUACGGCUUCUUACGGUUCUGUUAUGCAAUUUACCUAAUGUAUUAAUCAUCUCUUACGCUGUCUUAUACAUGUAACUAACGCUGUGCGAUUGCUUGAUUAAGAAAAGGGCAUUCUGCUCAGUAAAGACAGUCAGAUUUAGCGUCUUUUUAUCAAGCCAGCAUUAAUGGCGAUUGAUGAGAGUUGCCUUGUUUUUCUCUUGUUCAUAGCAGCUGCUCAAAGCCUGGUACAGUUGUUAACCGAAGCUGUCGAUGAAGACGUGAUGAGUCAGUUUGUCCAGAAUUUCCUUUUGGAAUCAAACUCCACCGCUGUGAGAUGGCAGGCACAUGAGCUGCUCUACAGCAUCUACAAGUAUGUUUAUCACCUGUUUAAAGUUUAGGAUUAAGAAUUGUAAAAAAAAUGUUAAUAUACUUGUAUUCUGGGACAUCAACAAACAACAAUAAACAACAACACUUUAUUCCGUUUUUAAAAAGGACAAUAUAUAACCGCAGUUAGCAUACCGUAAAAUUCCGUAAAUAAGCCCCGGGGCUUAUAUUUUUCAAUUAUAUUUUUCUUAUCUAUGGAGGGAAAUUUGCGUUUCAAAAUCGAUUGGGCUAGCCUUAUAGUUGGAAGGAAUUGUUACCGUUUUUGCCUUCUUUUACUUUGUAUUUGAGGGCAAUUUCCAAGUACAAGCCCCUGGGGGGCUUAUAUUUGGAGGGGUGAUUUAACGGAGGGUUUUUUGCGUUACGAGUUUGGGGGGCUUAUAUUUGGAGGGGCUUAUACAUGGAGGGGCUUAUUUUCGGAAUUUUACGGUAGCUAAUCGAAGUAGGUUAAAAAGAAUUAUAAAAAAAAAACAUCAAACAAAAUGAGCCGUCAAAACCAGGACAGAUUUGGAGGUAGCCUACGAAUCCGUCGCUUUCGUUUCAUUUUAGCCAAUCAAAAUAAAAUUGGGAGACGUACGAGGGAAUGGGGAUUAAUAGAGAACAAAAUGAGCGGAUGGUGGGGCGGAGCAGGGCGGGGGUAGUUUCCUCUCUUUGCCCACUUAGCGUAUGUCCUGCCAUGUGAGUUUCAUGCUUUUGCUCAGUAAGGAGGAUUUUGGUUGCCAAUCUGCUGGCUCUCUUGUGGCAAUGCAGGUCCAAGAUAGUGGAAAGCAGCUCAUAAUUUAUUGUUUUUGUUUGUUUAUAUGUAGAUAUUCAAACAACAGUCAGCAAGUGAAGCUAUCAAGUAUGAUGUGGAAAAUCUGGCCAUGUUUACCGGACUAUGGACGGCGAGCUGCACAGUUUGUUGAUCUUUUGGGUUAUUUCACGAUCAAGUGUGAAUCAAAUACUGAUGAGGUACUAACAAGUGUUUUGUGAAUUAAUUUGGUAUUAAAUUGAAGUGUUUGGGGCCAAGCGUCUCCAAUACAACCUUUGUACUGGGGUGAACAUACUGAUAAUUUAUAAUGAAUGACCACCGCACUGUUUGUCGAAACGUCAGGUACUGGCAACAACAGUCCUAUUCAGGACUACUUCUACCCGGACGAUCAAACACAACCUACUUAAGAAAUGACUCCUGGAUUCAAACCUUUUACAAUUUAUAAUGAGACAAGUGCAGAGAACGCAAAAUGUGCGACUUUGUAGUACCUGUGAUAAUGUUGCAGUUUUCAAGGUCCAGAAUAGUUUUCUACUGCGCUUUAACAAAAUUGGAACAAAAACUCCAAAAUUUCUGCCCCUUCAUCCUUGUAGCAAGGAGAGGAGGAACCAAAGAGAACGAAUAGAAGCAUCUUGAUGCUGAAAUAUUUUCUUGGACCUUCUCGAUUACAUUCAUUGUUGUCUCCUUAGCGAAAUUUUAAACCUCUUAUAGAACGAUUUAGCUGGUGAAUGUAGUUUGAAAAUAUCCUUUUUUUUGGCUAAUUAUUUUUUGGAGUCCAUCUUAACUUUGGCAUAUCUGCAGUUGCAGGAUUACUGUGUGAAAGCAGUUCAAGUUCUAACGAAGCAGAAUAAUGUUCUUUCCAACCAUCCGAACUCCAAUGUAUACAGGUGAGAGACUGGUCUCUUGCGGACUACCCUUUUUUGCAGAAACGGUAGUAUAAAAUUGCGAUAUUUAUGAGACUUGCAAGUCAAUCUGUGACGAAGAUAGCAAAGAUGGCGAAAAUUCACACCCUUGCGCUCUGUGUUUUUUAGGAUGUUGUCAGGAUUUGUAGAGUUUGAUGGCUAUUACCUGGAGAGUGAUCCUUGCCUUGUGUGUAACAAUCCGGAAGUUCCAUUCCAGGUGAGAUUUUUUUAUAACUAAUGCCUAUACAAUACAGUUAAGGAACUAUGCUUGCUCAAUGCGCCAUUACUUUUCUUGUUAUCGCUUUAUUUUGUUCUUUCUAAUGUACUGGCUUGAUGUUAUUAUCAAUAGCUUAGUCAAAAUAAUGCUUUAAAAGCCCAGGCUUUUCGUCCAAUGUUAUGUUUGAUCGCAUGGACGGGCCUAAGAUAUUUCAGAAUUUUUUCCAAAUACUCAUCCGGCCAUUGAUCUUUUGUAGAGCCUGAAGCUGUCUAAUAUCAAAGGAGACUCUCGCUUCACCACCACAUGUCAGCUUGUAAAACUGAUCGGAAGUCACACAAUCUCACGAGUGACACUAAGGAUUGCAGAUCUUAAACGGCAGAAAAUGGUAGGUUAUCAUUAAAAUAUUACAGCAAAUUCUUGUGAUAACUCAAACAGAAAUGCCCCUUUUUAGGCUGUUACUAUAUUUGUAGAGAUGAUUCUACAAGCUUAUCUCUUAUUGUCAGGUCCGAACCAUAAACUUGUACUACAACAAUCGCACGGUGCAAGCAGUUGUGGAACUUAAAAACAAGUGA
This is a messenger RNA of Porites evermanni, 6777 nucleotides long. The record is from the annotation of a GenBank genome assembly. Lineage: Eukaryota; Metazoa; Cnidaria; Anthozoa; Scleractinia; Poritidae.